This is a messenger RNA of Lachancea dasiensis, 1644 nucleotides long. NCBI's taxonomy places the organism in Eukaryota, Fungi, Ascomycota, Saccharomycetes, Saccharomycetales, Saccharomycetaceae. The record is from the annotation of a GenBank genome assembly.
AUGACAGAAAAAAACGAAUCGCACAGUGUUCAAAUAGGCGACUCGAAAGACGUCCAGCAUGUGACACCGCUUACAGAAGCCUCCAGGAUUGAAGCCGGCUCUAUCGUCGAUGUUCAAGAUGCACAGGCAAACGGCUAUCUCAUUGACGCAGAUGGCAACCUCAGGUUGAAAAAUGGGCUGAAACCUGGACUGAAAAACAGGAUGAUAAACCUUAUGACUAUAUGUGGGAUUUUGGGGCCAGGAACAUUUGUUGGUAUGGGAAGCAUGCUUAAGUCCGGGGGUGGUGCCGGCAUGCUUGCCGGUUUCGCGAUCGUGGCAAUUUUAGUGAUAAGCAUGAUGUUCAGCGUUGGGGAAAUUAACGCCACUUUGGACUUCAACUUUUGUGUCCAUGCUUCGAGGUAUGUGUCCCCUGGUUUUGGGGGCAGCAUGGCACUUGCAUAUGUGGUGAUGUGGAUUACCAAUCUUAUUGCAGAGUACACUUCGCUGAGCAGUAUUUGCACGAACUACACUACGAAAGUACCAUUCUAUGGCUGGUAUCUAAUUUUUUGGGGUUUCUUCACAGCUUUCCAGUUCUUGGGCGUCACUGCUUAUGGAGAGGCAGAAUACAUUCUGGGUUUUGUGAAACUGAUCUUUAUCGGAGGAUUCUACCUAUUCGCCAUUAUCUAUGCGUCGGGCGGGGUGCCCGGUCAUAAGACAGGAAAUCCGUUUGGGGAAGUUCCACUCGUAGGGGGAUUCAGAGGAAUUGCAAACUCGUUCGUAUUUGCAGGAAUUUUUCUGAGUGGCAUUGAGAGUGUAUCCGUGUUUGCCAGUGAAGCGCGUAACCCUAGAAAAGCUAUUCCAGUGGCAGUCAGAAACACCAUGUUCAGAAUUUUUUUUGUCUACUUCGGGCUAUCGAUAUUUUACGCGAUCACAGUUUCUCCUCAAGAUCCGGCCCUACAUGGUGACAACUUGGCCCUGCGUGCACCAAUGACUAUUGCUUUAACAAAUGCAGGCUGGUAUCAUGCAAAAUACUUUGUUACAACUAUUGUCCUUUUGACCUGCGUAUCUUCCAUCAAUUCAGCGAUCUUCCUUGCGUCGAGAUCUCUGUUCACUUGGGCGGAUAUGGGCAUGGGUCCCAAAGUUUUCAAGAAGACUGACAAAAAGGGUGUCCCAUGGGUGUCUGUUCAUACUUGCCACUUAUUUUCUUUUUUGUGUCUCCUGAGUAUAUCCAAUGGGUCUGCAGUUGCCUACAGCUAUAUUGUCAAUGUCACGGGCGUGGCGGCCUUCAUCAUUUGGACAGGUAUCUCGUUCACUCAUUUUCGGUUUAGGAAGGGGUGGAUACAUCAAGGAAAAUCUCUGGAAGACUUGGGGUUCUCUGCUCCCUUAUACCCUUGGUCGAAUGUAGUGGCCAUUUGCUUGGGGAUAGUCCUGAUCCUUGUUCAAGGCUGGUCCAGUUUUGAUCCAUGGGACUAUUCCACAUUCAUCGAUGCUUAUAUCUUGUUGCCAGUUUUUAUGAUAGUUUGGGCGGCGUAUGAUUUCGUCUUUUUGAAGACGCGAAUUGUCAGGUACGCAGACAUGGAUUUUGAGACAGGCAAACGUAUUGAUGUUGAUGACGCUGUAAGAAAAUCCCAGCUUAUGGACCUAACGUCCGCUCUUUCCCACUAG